Messenger RNA from Sus scrofa (pig), 6921 nucleotides. It is a transcript of the gene RAB11FIP5, whose product is annotated as RAB11 family interacting protein 5. NCBI's taxonomy places the organism in Eukaryota, Metazoa, Chordata, Mammalia, Artiodactyla, Suidae. Gene Ontology annotation, biological process: regulated exocytosis. The record is from RefSeq and is a predicted model, not a curated record. Gene Ontology annotation, cellular component: early endosome; phagocytic vesicle; recycling endosome. Gene Ontology annotation, molecular function: small GTPase binding.
AUCAUGUGGCGUAGCGGGAACCGCUUCUGGUUCCAUCGGGCAUCUUUCCCCGAAAGGGCAGGCUGGAAGAGGGAGAGAGCCACUCGAGUUGAGAGGGGCAGCCCGGGUCCGCAACACGCCCACUAGCCAGCGUCAAGGGGAUGACUAUCCCGGGAGGGGCGGGGCAGUUUGAGGGCGAGGGCUUUCCGGAGCUUGGACGUCUUGAAGGAAGAGUGGGGAUUGGCCAGGAGACGCGGAGCGGGCAUUUCAUACCCCGCUGAGGGUGCAGCGGAGCCCCCAGGCGAGGCAGGGUUUCCCUGGCGCCCCCAGUAGGGGCGGGACCAACGCCGGAGCUCCGCCCCGCUCUCUGCGGAGGCCGCGCGCCCCGCCCCCGGUUCGCAAAGCGCCCCGCGGCCCUCCAGCUCCUGGAGGGUCUGCGGCUGCGGGGCGAGGGCGUGGUGGUCCGUGUCCCCCAGCUCUGCCGCACCGCCGCGCGGGUCCUGGUCCGAGUCGCGAGUCGCGGGUCACCGGCCGCUGGGCGGGGCGGGAGGCGGGGCGCUGACGUCGCGGCGCGGCCGGCUGCCAGGGAGGCGGGGAGGCGGCGGCCGGCUCGGCCCAGCCUAGCCCGCAGCUGCAGCGGCGGCCGGGUGUGAGGGCGGCAGCGGCGCUUGGAGCCGGCUCCUCACUGCCCUCUGCCGCUGCCCAGUUUCUCAUUUUGUCCGGGUGUCUACGCCGGGUUCGGUCAGUCCUCGCUCGCCGCCGCUUCCCCCGCCAUGGCCCUGGUGCGGGGCGCCGAGCCGGCGGCGGGGCCCUCCCGCUGGCUACCCACGCACGUCCAGGUGACGGUGCUGCGGGCCCGCGGGCUGCGGGGCAAGAGCUCGGGCGCGGGCAGCACCAGCGACGCGUACACGGUGAUCCAGGUGGGCCGCGAGAAGUACAGUACGUCGGUGGUGGAGAAGACGCCGGGCUGCCCCGAGUGGCGCGAGGAAUGCUCCUUCGAGCUGCCGCCCGGCGCCCUGGACGGCCUUCUGCGGGCGCAGGAGGCGGACGCGGGCCCAGCGCCCUGGGCCACGGGCUCUGCAGCCGCCUGCCAGCUGGUACUCACCACCAUGCACCGCUCGCUCAUCGGCGUCGACAAGUUCCUAGGCCAGGCCACGGUGGCGCUGGACGAGGUCUUCGGCGCAGGCCGCGCCCAGCACACUCAGUGGUACAAGCUGCACUCGAAGGCAGGGAGGAAGGAGAAAGAGCGCGGAGAGAUCCAGGUCACCAUCCAGUUCACACGCAACAACCUGAGUGCCAGCAUGUUCGACCUGUCCGCGAAGGACAAGCCACGGUCCCCGUUCAGCAAGAUCAAGGACAAGAUGAGGGGCAAGAAGAAGUAUGAUCUGGAAUCCGCCUCCGCCAUCCUCCCCAGCAGCGCCCUGGAGGACCCCGAGCUGGGCAGCCUGGGCAAGAUGGGCAAAGCCAAGGGCUUCUUCCUCCGCAACAAGCUGCGCAAGUCCUCCCUGACCCAGUCCAACACCUCGCUGGGCUCCGACAGCACCCUGUCCUCGGCCAGCGGGAGCCUGGCCUACCAGGGCCCCGGUGCCGAGCUCCUCACCCGCUCACCCAGCCGCAGCAGCUGGCUGUCCUCCGAAGGGGGCAGGGACUCUGCACAGUCCCCUAAGUUGCUCACCCACAAAAGGACCUACAGCGACGAGGCCAGCCAGAUACGAGCCGCUCCACCCCGGGCCCUUCUUGACCUUCAGGGCCACCUCGACGGGGCCUCUCGCUCCUCUCUGUGUGUCAACGGGAGCCACAUUUACAACGAGGAGCCCCAGGGCCCCCCGCGGCACCGCAGCUCCAUCUCGGGCCCAUUUCCCCCAUCCAGCUCCCUGCACAGUGUCUCUUCCCGGCCCUCGGAGGAGGGGCCCCGGUCCGCAGAUGACUCCUGGGGCAGAGGCAGCCGCCGCACCAGCAUCUCAGAGGCAGUACCCGGACAGGAGGAGCUGAGCUCGCAGGCCAAAGUGUUGGCCGUGGGAGCCAGCCGCUCUGGAGAGGAGGAGGGGGCCCGGCCCUCAGAGGGAAGGCCGGUGCAGGUCGCCACUCCCAUGGUGGCCUCCUCUGAGGCUGUGGCAGAGAAGGAGGGAGCCCGGAAGGAGGAUCGGAAGCCCCGGAUGGGCCUUUUCCACCAUCACCACCAGGGGCUGAGUCGGAGCGAGAUGGGGCGCCGAGGCUCCCUGGGGGAGAAAGGGGGUCCUUCUCUGGGGGCUUCCCCCCACCACUCAUCCAGUGGGGAGGAAAAAACCAAAAGUAGCUGGUUUGGCUUGAGAGAAGCCAAGGAACCAACUCAGAAACCCAGCCUGGACGUGUCUCCUCAGGUAGAACCUGACCCAGCCGCUCUUCCUCACCACCUCCCCUGCUCCCCCUGUGCUCUGGCCCCCCCCACUCCUGCUCCCACCGCUGCUCCCAUGCUAAGCACUAACCUUUUUGCAGCCGCGUCCCCCGCUGCUGCCACUGCUGCCGCUGCCACAGCCAUCCCUGAAGCCACCCCAUCUGGAUUCUUGGGUCUCACCAACCCGUUCCUCACCUCCCUGCAGAGCAAUCCUUUCUUCGAGGAGCUCAUAGCCGACAUAGCACUAAACUCUCCACCUGCUCCCUCUCUCCCCAGUGCCUCCAGGGCCAGCCCCACCCCCCUGGCCUCCCCUGAGAAAGCCCCGCCUGAGUGGGACGACACCUUCAACGUCUUUGCUGCCAGCAGGCUGCGUCCAGAGGCCAGGUGUGAGAUCCUGGCCCCUGCAGGAGUGGGGCUGGAGGCGACUGGGCUGCAAGACCCAGGCCCUGGGGCCAUGACAGUGAAGGCAGCUGAGCCCCAGGGGCCCCCUGGGGGCGGAGGAAGAGGUGGGAGCAGCGUGUGGCUGGAGCCCAGAGUUCCUCUGGACUUGGGACUGGACCACCAGAGCACAAGUGCAGCUAACCUGGGGCGCCUCGGGUCAGAAGGGGCCCGCCUGACCACCACAUCAGCCCAGCUGCACCCGAGAGCCUCGGACUCUGAAGCAGACAGGGAGUUGCCGGCCCCAGGAGGGGAAGCGGGGCAGAGUCCAGCAGACAGUGCGACGACGUCUCUGUUUAGCUCCCCAGAAGUGAUCAGCGUGUGGGAGAGACUGCCGGACCCAGACGGUGCCCCCGAAGGCCAGGACGAGGAGGCCUCCCAAGGUGGGAGCCAGCUUUUCUGUGAACUCAACCCCAUUGAGGACCCCUGGCCUUGGGAUGUGGUCACUGUUUCUCCUGCAGCUGAGACUUCACCAGUCCUGCGAGGAGAGUCUGAUGAGCUGCCUCCUCCCCUGAUGCAGCCAGAGUCACCAGAACCUGUGCGGCCAGAGUCACCAGAACCUGUGCGGCCAGAGCCACCAGAACCUGUGCGGCCAGAGUCACCAGAACCUGAGCAGCCAGAGUCACCAGAACUUGAGCGGCCAGAGUCACCAGAACCUGUGCAGCCAGAGUCACCGGAACCUGAGCGGCCAGAGUCACCGGAACCUGUGCGGCCAGAGUCACCAGAAACUGAACAGCCAGAAUCACUGGAACCUAUGCGGCCAGAGUCACCAGAACCUGUGAGGAGUGAGGGGUUUCCUCCACUGGAGCCAGAGCCCGAGUCCAAACCCAAAUGGGUGUCGGACAAGGGGCUGCAGCCCAACACACCACCUCCCAAGCCACCACGCCUCUUCACAGCCUCAGAUUCCCAGGAGCAGGAGGAGGCAGCGGCAGAGGACGAGGAGGAGAAGGCGGCAGGGGGGCUGAGUAGCAGGGGGUCAGAGACAGGAGAAGACACCUUUCCGAGUGCGCUGGUUGCUGGUCCCCAGGAGGCCACGGACGAGGCCGAGAAACCCGAGGUGGAGUCUGACAGCCAUUCUUCCGCAGCCACGCCGGGUGGGCCAGGCCUGGAAGAUCCAGCAGAGGAUGCCAGUCUUCCUGUGUCUGGGCCCUGCCUCUCUCUGCCCACUAGCUGCCCUCAGGGGUCUGCCCCCACACCCUCUUACUUAGAGAGCUUGGCUCUUCAGAGUCAGCAGAUCUGGAGGGCUCCGGAGAGAGAAGGCCCUGAGGCUCCCGAGGCACAGAGCCAGGAGCCAGCCAGAGAGGAGCUUGGGUCCCUGACUGGCAGCUCCCUGCAGGCUGACCUGUGGGCCUCAGAGGAGGCUGCUUUGGACCCCUUCUUGUCUCAGGGGAGCCAAGACCCUCCCAGCCUCCCGUCCACAUCCCCUCCAGGGUCCAGGGAAUCUUCCAUCCAUUCUGGUCCAGAAGAGUUGCCCACCCCCCCAGAACCUGCCUUUCCACCGCCCCCUCUCCCACCCUGGGCCAGCCACCGCCACGGGGGACCCAGCCCUCCAUGCCCUCCCCUGCCUGGAGCCUGGCCCUUGACCUCUUCCUCCCCACCCCCCGGGGAGCCAGCCUCCCCCACUGGGAGCUCCUCCCCCACCCUACUUGGGGAGGACCGUGCUGCAGUCACCCCAGCCUCCCCGCUUGCGCUUCUGCCCUUGGAGACACGACCAGCUGCGGAGCCACAGCCCAGUAAUGCCAGUCCCCACCCUGUGAAGCCCCUCAGUGCUGCCCCAGCAGAGGGCAGCCCCGACAGGAAGCAGUCCCGCUCCAGUCUGAGCUCAGCCCUGAGCAGCGGGCUGGAGAAGCUCAAGACAGUCACAUCUGGUGGCAUCCAGCCUGUGGCUCCAGCCCCCCAGGUUGGCCAGACCGCGGACACCAAGAGGCUGAAGGACUCGGGGGUGCUGGACCAGUCAGCCAAAUACUACCACCUGACCCACGACGAGCUCAUCGGCCUGCUCCUGCAGCGGGAGCGGGAGCUGAGCCAGCGGGACGAGCACGUGCAGGAGCUGGAGAGCUACAUUGACCGGUUGCUGGUGCGGAUCAUGGAGACCUCGCCCACACUGCUGCAGAUCCCCCCCGGCACCCCCAAGUAGCCUGCUUCACCCUGCCCCCAGAAGGGUUGGCGGCGGCCCACUAGCCAGUGGGGCUGGCGCCCUCCCUCUGUCCCUCCCACUGAACUUAGCCCACCCAGACCUGGGUGCAGCCCGGCCUCCGUGGCCACCCCUCGUUUUCUGUCUCUCCUGCCUCGAUGGGGCUACUUAGGGCUCCCACUGGCGACAGCAAGUUCUGUGUGCAUCGUGUGUCUUUGGGAACCCUGGGUCUUUCUCAUCUGCCUGUUUUUAUACCCUUGGCUUUGGGGGGGGUCCAAGGAAUUGGAACAAAGAAUUUCGCCCUCCAGAUGGAGCGGGGUGAGCUGCAAUUUGAUGUGGUAUGUGGGACAUACUUUAUUACCCCUGUUUCCUCCACGGCUAAACCCCUGUCCUCGCCGCCUCCCUCCAGCCCUGGGAGGGCUCCUAGUAUCCCUGGGCUGUGGCAGGGACCCAGCUUCCCAGUUGUCUGUGAGUUAUGGGCAACCAGGGCACCUCCUCUUCAGCCUCCCGGCCGUUCCCCCAGGAGCAGGGGGCCUGUAUGGUCUCGUCUCGUCUCUGCCAUGUCUGCUUGUUUUCAGCUGUUGUGGAGUGCAGUGUGGAUGGAGGGAGGUGAUGUGUGUUCUCCAGGCCGCUCCCUGCCCUCCUCUUCUGACUUUGGCAUUGAGAGUGAGUGUGUGAAUGGGUGGAGAGCUGGGCCAGGUGUGGGGAGAGCACCUCCUCACCCACCCACCUCUGGGUUUUGGGCUGCUUGUGUUUGGGGGUCAAGCCUCCCACUCUGUUCUCGUUGCCUGUCCAGAAGCCAAAAACUCUGUGCUGCUGCAGGGUUUGAACUUUCGAAAACCAAUUAAAUGUGCCUUUUGUGGGUGGGGUCCAAAGCCUCUGGAUGUAGACCUCUCCCCCAUGGUGGGGUCCCCCUCCCUUCCCAUUGAGCACACGGGGUUGGAUCUGUUGGGGCCGUGGGGGUGGGAAAGGAGAAUGGGGGCAGCCCUGCUGCACACUCUGCCCUCGCCGAGAAUUCAUUUCAACUAAGGGUCUAGCCAAGCUGCUGCUGCUGCUGCCUCAGCCUCCCUGCCCUCCUCUCCUCCUCCCUCAACCCCAGUUGAUAAAGAUCCUAAGAUAAAAACUACACUCUGCAAGAGGGAGGUCCUACUCUGCGUACACUUAGAGAAAGCCUCUGCUGCCCUCCCAUCCCUCCACUAGCUGCUGACCAGCCUGUCCCUCCCGCCCCAUGGCCUUGCCUGGCUUGGCUGCAGUGCACUUUGAAACAAAGUGUCUGUCCUUUGGCCCUGCCUCUGGUUUGCUCCCAGAAAACACGACAGGCUUCCCCAUGGCACUUGCAGGGCAUCUGGGCUGGGGGCACUCUGCUUAGCAAACAGUGUGGGGUGAGGAGGCGAGGUGGCUGAAGGGGCUAUCUUUGGUCCCCGGAGGAGGUGAGAGUUCCUGAGACCACCCCUUCUUCCUGAGACGGCCUGUGGGAUCCCUUGGGAAGCCUUGGAAGGUGAUGUGCUCUGUAGGUGACGUCUUCCUUCUGCCGGGAUGAAGCAGAGGAGCCCCGCGCAGGGGGAAAACCCCUGUCCUGCUAUCUACCUUAAGAACCCCUCGUCAAAGUUGAGGAGUGUCCGCAGGUGCUCAAGACUUUGGGUGGUCAUGGGGGGUUGGAUGGGUCUCUCUCCAGGAGGAAGGGGAUCACUUUUCCAUGAGAUGUUCCUCUGGGCCCUGUUCAGGUCCAGACCCUGGUCUUCCACUCACCCUUGAUCAUGGGCUUCCAAAGUGCCCAGGACAGGGAUGCCUUCAGAAGAGUUCUGAGUUGCAGCCCAGGGUUCUUGUCGGCUGUUUCUGCUCCUAGCCACAACUUGGAGGAGAGUUGCAGGUGGCGUGGGCAGGGAGCAGGCACAGUUCUGCUUUGCUUUUGUCUUCCUAGGUGUACCUCCUGUUUAUAAAGAGCUUGUUCUUCAUGUUUUGAGCACUUUAUGAAGAAUAAAAAAUUAACAUACUG